Messenger RNA from Manis javanica (Malayan pangolin), 2304 nucleotides. It is a transcript of the gene DBH, whose product is annotated as dopamine beta-hydroxylase. Gene Ontology annotation, molecular function: copper ion binding; dopamine beta-monooxygenase activity. Gene Ontology annotation, cellular component: secretory granule membrane. Lineage: Eukaryota; Metazoa; Chordata; Mammalia; Pholidota; Manidae. The record is from RefSeq and is a predicted model, not a curated record. Gene Ontology annotation, biological process: octopamine biosynthetic process; norepinephrine biosynthetic process; dopamine catabolic process.
AUGCAGGUCCCCAGCCCCACCGUGCGAGAGGCGGCCUCCAUGUAUGGCACAGCGGUGGCCAUCUUCCUGGUCAUCCUGGUGGCCGCCCUCCAGGGCUCAGCACCCGCUGAGAGCCCCUUCCCCUACCGCAUCCCCCUGGACCCCGGGGGGGCCCUGGAGCUCUCCUGGAAUGUCAGCUACGUGCAGGAGACUGUCCACUUCCAGCUCCUGGUGCGGGAGCUCAAGGCUGGGGUCCUGUUCGGGAUGUCGGACCGCGGCGAAUUGGAGAAUGCUGACCUCAUAGUGCUCUGGACCGAUGGAGACAGUGCCUACUUUGGGGACGCCUGGAGUGACCAGAAGGGGCAGAUCCACCUGGAUUCGCAGCAGGACUACCAGCUGUUGCAGGCACAGAGGACUCCAGAAGGCCUGGUCCUGCUCUUCAAGAGGCCCUUUGGCACCUGUGACCCCAAGGAUUACCUCAUUGAGGAUGGCACUGUCCACUUGGUGUAUGGCAUCCUGGAUGAGCCACUCCGCCUGCUAGAGGCCAUCAACACGUCCAGCCUGAAGACGGGGCUACAGAGGGUGCAGCUGCUGAAGCCUGACAUCUCCGUCCCGGCCCUGCCCUCAGACUUGCACACCAUGGAGAUCCGGGCCCCGGACGUCCUCAUUCCUGGCCAGGAGACCACGUACUGGUGCUAUAUCACCGAGCUUCCCGAUGGCUUCUCCAGGCACCACAUUGUCAUGUACGAGCCCAUGGUCACCGAGGGCAAUGAGGCCCUGGUGCACCACAUGGAGGUCUUCCAGUGCGCUGCCGAGUUCGAGAGCUUCCCCCAGUUCAGUGGGCCCUGCGACUCCAAGAUGAAGCCUGACCGUCUCAACUACUGCCGCCACGUGCUGGCCGCCUGGGCCCUGGGUGCCAAGGCCUUUUACUACCCGGAGGAAACGGGCCUUGCCUUCGGGGGCGCUGGGUCCUCCAGGUUUCUCCGCCUGGAAGUUCACUACCACAACCCACUGAGGAUACAAGGCCGGCGGGACUCCUCUGGCAUCCGCCUGUACUACACGGCCAAGCUGCGGCGCUAUGACGCGGGGAUCAUGGAGCUGGGCCUGGUGUACACGCCCGUGAUGGCCAUCCCCCCGCAGGAGUCGGCCUACACCCUCACGGGCUACUGCACGGACAAGUGCACCCAGUUGGCCUUGCCGCCCUCUGGGAUCCACAUCUUUGCCUCUCAGCUCCACACACACCUGACAGGGAGAAAGGUGGUCACUGUGCUGGCCCGGGACGGCCGAGAGCAGGAGGUCGUGAGCAGGGACAGCCACUACAGCCCUCACUUCCAGGAGAUCCGCAUGCUGAGGAAGGUUGUGUCUGUCUAUCCGGGGGACGUGCUCAUCACUUCCUGUACUUACAACACGGGAGACAGGAAGCUGGCCACUGUGGGGGGCUUUGGCAUCCUGGAGGAGAUGUGCGUCAACUACGUGCAUUACUACCCCCAGACGCAGCUGGAGCUCUGCAAGAGUGCCGUGGACCCUGGCUUCCUGCAGAAAUACUUCCACCUCAUCAACAGGUUCAACAACGAGGAAGUUUGCACCUGUCCUCAGGUCUCUGUCCCCGAGCAGUUUGCCUCUGUCACCUGGAACUCCUUCAACCGAGAUGUGCUCAAGGCCCUGUACGGCUUCGCCCCCAUUGCUAUGCACUGCAACAAGUCCUCGGCCGUCCGCUUCCAGGGUGAAUGGAACCUGCAGCCCCUGCCUGAGAUCAUCUCCAAGCUGGAAGAGGCUGCCCCGCAGUGCCCAGGGAGCCUGGGUCAGAGAACUGUUGGCCCCACCCUGGUCAGCAUCAGUGAGGACAGAGGUUGAGUGGGGGCCGCCUCCCCAGCCCUCCCUCCAUCCCUGCGGGCUCACGCCGGCUCUCUGCAUUUCCACUCUGUGAAGACCCCCAUGGAACGGUUCUUUGUGCUGGAGAUGAAUGGGCCGCACCAAGCUCCUGCCUGAGAUCCUAGUCCAUGCCAGCUUUCUCCCCCGGAGGACACCCCCACGUGGCUGAGAGGGUCCCAUGAGAGCUCCCAGUAGCCCCCAGGACUGCAGACCAACCCCUUCUCCACAUGCUUUGACACAGCAUAAGGCUAACCCGCCUGGGUGGUCGAGAGCCCAGUGCACGCAAUGCCCUGCCUGACUUGCUGGGAGCAGCCGACCUUCUGGGACAACCAGCCCGGCCUGGCUGCAUGCAGACUUGCCCCAAGAUGGCCCUGUGUCCCCAGCCCUGUCGACCACGACCUGUGUUGGUGUGUGGCAGGCUCGCACUCUACUUAAACGUUUCCCUGAAGAGCG